This is a messenger RNA of Mollisia scopiformis, 2178 nucleotides long. RefSeq lists its product as uncharacterized. The record is from RefSeq and is a predicted model, not a curated record. Lineage: Eukaryota; Fungi; Ascomycota; Leotiomycetes; Helotiales; Mollisiaceae. Bases 1 to 2178 code for a protein of 725 amino acids. The transcript is spliced from 5 exons.
AUGACUUCGAGUAAUAUUGUGUGGCUCACAAAUGACGAUGUUCAAGAAGCAAGCCAAGAGAUUGGCAAGCUCAAGACUACAAUUGAAACUUUAGAGUUUGAGUUUGGCGGAGCUGAAAGUCACGAUAAGCUCAAGAAGGACUCAUACCGCGUGCGUGACCUCUUCCAUGAGCAUUGGGAUGUCAUUGCCCAACUCAAUAUAUUGGUCCACAUCAUCUCGAUGAGAGAAGGUAUGGGUUACGAAACAGACUACUAUCUUCCUGAAAAUAGUAUAUCGGAACAUAAAAGCUUCCUUGCGAUCCAUGCUGCAAUUUCGGCCCUGAGAACCAACGUUGAGGAUACGACUACCUUCUUCCGGGAUCCUGAAAAAUACUCCUUGAAGAUCCAGAUUGCAGGUCUUCAUGAAGAACAACAAAAACUCGAGAGCCAACUUGCUCAUCUUCGAACCGAAACAGAAACGCUCAAGGCAGAAGUGGAAUUGUCUCACAUUCGAGAGAAGGCAACAGAUAUGAGAUUCACUGAGCUCGAGGUCAACUACAAGGCUGCUUCCACAACAGUUCAGAGACUCAAGACAACCAAUGCCGCCUUGGAUCUAAUCAAGACAUCAUAUGGCUGGGACAAGACAACCCUCCAACAUCGGCUCAAUCAGGCAGAUCUCAGUACUCAAGCACAGAUUGGACAGUUCACGACUAACAUGGAAAAGAAGAAUGCCGAUAUCAGUCAGCUGCAACAGGAGGUAUUGUCCCUCAAGGAUACCCAGGGUACCCUUGAAACAGAACUUGAGGACCUUCGAACUACGGCGUUGAGGCGAUCAGAACAUUUGGCUGCCCAAGCGUCGCAAGUAUCUGGCCUCAACUCUGAAAAAGAAGCUCUUGAGAAUCAAUGCCGUCAUCAAGAGGACGAGUUACGAAGAUUGAGAAGAGACAACCGCGACUUGGUGACUCAGAAUGAACAAAUGAGAGCUUCUUUUGGAGCCAUUACCACAGCUGCUGAGAAAUGGAGCACCGGAACUCAGCCAAUGUCUUCAAAUGCGUCUAAUAACGAGCGGACAACAGGCGACAGGGUGCCCAGAGCUGAACAUGAGGAUAGAGACGACAGUGAUCGCCCAACUCGACCUUGCUCGCCACAAAACAAUCCUAUUCCAAACGAAAGAAGAGAGGGAUAUCAUCUGGUGGAUCAGCAUUGGCGCAGAAACCCUGUCCGAAAGCAAACGCAAAGUUCAGUGCGUAUCUGGUAUGCAGCUACCCGUGUCUCACUUUCUACCUCUACAAGAGAGGUUACGACAUCUUUUUCUUAUUGCGACGCAAUAACGAACGAAAGAGAUGAUCUCCUGGAGGUUCUGAAGCACCAGAAAGAGACCCAGCAGAGUUGCGAAAAGAGGGCAAGAGACGAUCGCGCAGAUUUUGUCAAGCUAAAGAAGAAACUUACAGACGACAAAAAAACUAUUGAAGAAGAAUGUGCCAAGGAGAAGGUCAACGGUCUCGAGCUUUGUGCCAAGAUACAAAAGAUUGAGGGUGAUAACUUGGAAUGGGAGCAAAGAGGAAAGAUCAUUAUCAACCUCGAGAACAGGAUCGCAACAAUCACAGAAGAGCUACAGCAGUCCGAGUCUACUAAAGCACAAAUCCUGCACAAAAUUGCAGCCGUGAGCAGCGUGGCAGCCAGCCUCGUGCUGCAGAAGGAAGCACUUGCGAAGGAGCAAAAAAUCCUCCAAACGGAGCAUACACAGCUGGAAGAACGAUAUCGAGAUAUUGAGAGAGUCAAACUGGCAGCAGAAAAGGAGAUCGGACGUUUGAUGGAACUUGUUACACAACACCAAGCCAGUCGUACAGAUCUUCAACAAGGUAUCGCUGACCGAGAUGCUGACAUUCAAGAUCUGAAAUCAAGGUUGCAUCAAGGGGCAACGUUCAUGGCAAACCUGCCUUCAUUUGAGCAUAACGGGCCUUCCCCGAAACGAAUCAGGACAAGCCAAGGCCACCAUAGCAGCCCAUACAGCGUCCAACCCCGCGACAAACUAACAGUCUCCUGGGACGAUACUCAAGAUGGUCUUGUUCAACACGGCUUGCCAAGUCCUGAUAGAUCUGUUGGUGGUCACCGUCAGAGUACCCCUGCCUGCAUUGUUUCGAACAGCGGUCGCUUCACCAAAGGAGGGUUCAUGGAAGUGUCUGCCGCAAGGAAUUGA